This is a messenger RNA of Symbiodinium necroappetens, 2565 nucleotides long. Lineage: Eukaryota; Dinophyceae; Suessiales; Symbiodiniaceae. The record is from the annotation of a GenBank genome assembly.
AUGGGAAAAGCCGGAGAGGGAGGCUGCAUGUUGAACCUGCUGAAUCUGGCAGCUUUCCUUGUGAACUUGGGCAUCACCUAUGGAUCCUUGACCGGGGCCUUUGGGCCAACAAACAGCAGCCUGAGCGCCAAGUACCACACUCUCAUCACGCCAUCAGGAUUUGCUUUCUCCAUUUGGGGCCCCAUCUUCAUUUGGGAGGGCGUCUUCGCUGUGGCGCAAAUGUUCCCGUCCUAUCGUGGGAGCAUGUUGGUGAAAACCAUAACCCCGUGGUGGCUGAGCGCGUGCCUCUUCCAGUGUGCUUGGACUCUCUUCUUCGCGCAGGAGAUCAUGAUUGGGGCCAUGACCUGCAUGGCAGGCAUCCUGAUCUCACUCAUGGUGGGCAUUUUGCGACUGGAUUUCCUUGAAGAGAUGUCCACCUCCGAAUAUUGGCUUCUGCGCGCACCUUUCUCGCUCCACUGUGGCUGGAUUGUGGCGGCCACUUCUUUGAACAUUUGCGUGGUUGCAGACUACUACAAGGGUCCUCCGGAAGUGAUGCUGGCACUGGCCAUGUUCUGCUUCGCUGGCAUAGCUGUGAUUGUCACAGUGUUCACCUUCGCCAGCCCCAAAGCCGAUCCCAUCAUCGCACUUGUGGGCUGCUGGGCAUUGCUCGGCAUGGUCUCGGAGUUGACGGACGCGGAGAAGCUGCGCGAUGCGACUGUGCGUUGGAACUACUUUGACUGGCCACAGUACGUGAUCAGCGCAGUUCGCAUUACCGCCUUCCUCCUCAGUCUGCUGUGCAUUGUGGCAGCCACGGAUGGCACCUGCGGCUACAUCCGGCGCGAUGCGGCUGUGAUUCAUCUGACAAAGACUGACAGCAUCCCACCCGCAUGCUGUGCGUAUGCUCAUAUGACCAGCUCCAAUGUGCAAUCGCCAACCUACUCCAAAGCUGCGUCCCUGCUGUGGCUGCAGGGGGCCAAAGACCUACCAGCCAGCGCGAGAGUGAGAGGCCUCAACAGUGCAGCACGCGCUGGACUGGGCACUUUCCAGGAGAAGAAUCCUGGAGUUGACGCCAGCACACCAAGAAUAUUCCAGAAAGUUGGAGGAGGGGCCUUCAUCUACCGGUUGGGUCCAGAUCGCUGGUGCUUGGGCCCUGAGCUGUAUGGUGAGGAGAUCAUCUGGGCCUGGUUCACUUGUCCCGAGGUGGUGCUGCCAAGCAGUAAUGAACACGCCUGGGAAUCGAAUUAUGGCAGACCAGAGGUCUACAUCACCAGGUCCAGCAUUUUCAUCAUCCAAGGCGUCGGUCUGCGAGCAGCAGACUUGGAUGACAACUCCAACCCGUAUGUGGUGUGCAAAAUUUCUGGCAAGCCACACCUGGGCUUUCGGACGCAAACGAGGUUCAAGAGCUUGGACCCAGUUUGGCACGAGUGGAUCGAUCUGGAAGGAUUGGAACUCGGUGACAGCAUGCACUUCAAGGUUUUCAGUCAGGAAGACAAGAAGGAUGACGAAUUUCUCGGAGAGGCCAAGAUCGUGGUAACACCUGCUGGAUGGGAUGGCGGUGUCACCUUGAUGCUGCGUGGGCGCAAGGCCGGCACGCUGAGACUGGAACUCACCGUGCCGCCUGUCGUCCAGGAAGCGACGGCAACGAAAAAGCAGGUCAUGGCGUUCGACAGUGCCAAUCCUCGGGAGGUGGUGCAUUGCAUGACGUGGGGAACUGUCCACGAGUCCCUUCAAGCCGUCGUCUCGAUGGAGUCGCUUUUGACUUCAGAUGAUGUGCGCGCGCGCUUCGUGGCGGCUGGCGCUGUUCAGCCCUUGGUGGCGAUGCUGUCGGACGUUUCCUUGGAUGUCAGAUGCAAGGCAGCCAAAGCUCUUGCAAAUCUCGGACGCUGUGCAGUUGGAAAGCGAAUUCUCGUCACCACAGGCGGUGUUGAGGCCGUAAUGAAGCUCGUCACGACAGACGACCCGGAAUGCCAAGAGGCUGCGAUGGCUGUACUCGUACAUGUGGCGGCCGGAGAGAAGGCUCGCGAAGAGCUGAUCGCUGGAGGCGUACCUCCGCACCUGACAGCCCUGCUGGACAGCAGCUCACCGACAAGCCUUGCUCAUGCAGUACGUCUGCUGGGGUAUUUGGCAGCAAAUCAGGCGGUAGCUUCGAUGCUCUUCGAGGGCUUUCUCGGCAAAUUGCUCGCUCUCCUGCACAGCGGUUAUCCCGACGAGGUCAAUUUGCCGGCAGCCUUUGCCAUAGCUCAGCUGGCCUGCACAGAUUUAAGGAGAAGGGCACUUGUUGAGGCACACAUCGUGCAAAAGACAUUGCGUUUGCUCAAUGAGGGGAGCCACGACUGCAAGGCUGAGGCUGCUGCCGUCCUGGCGGCCCUGGCCGAGACCAAAGACAAGCGCACCUUCAAGAAGAUCACGGGACACCUGCUAGACGCUGGAGUUCUGACUCCAAUUCUUGCGAUGCUGAGCUCCAGCCACGAAGCGUGCAGCCAUCGCGCAGAACGAGUCCUCCUCCUCUUCGCUGCCACGGCGCGCAGCGCACAGGAGGUGCUGACGGAAGGCGCCGUGACCUCGUCACAGCGUCAUGUCCAGUAA